Messenger RNA from Dentiscutata erythropus, 267 nucleotides. The record is from the annotation of a GenBank genome assembly. NCBI's taxonomy places the organism in Eukaryota, Fungi, Glomeromycota, Glomeromycetes, Diversisporales, Gigasporaceae.
GAAGCGUCACACUUUGGAGACAUAGAAGCUGCUGCCACCCUGUUUUUAUACGUUGAAGUUGCAACCUCAGUUGCACUAAAAGGAGCACUUGAAGUUGCAACUUCAAGCAAGCCUGUGGUCAAAAUGUGGCUAUUUUUAUCGACCAAACGUGCUCAUCCUUUUCAAUUCCUUUCAGCCGAACCUAUAUCAGCUGAUUUGAUAAUAAUGGAUAUCUUACCUGAUCAGUUAUUCGAUUUCAAUUUGAUUUAUUGGAAUAAGCAUCCUUAG